AUGUCAGAACCAAUUCAUGCCACACAGUCUGUGAAUGAUAAUGAUAUCGAUUCUCAACACAAAGAGCCUUCGGAUAAUGAUAUCGAUUCUCAACACAAAGAGCCUUCGGUUAAUGGUUCCAUUUCUCAACAAAAUAAGCAAAAUCAGGAUAAACAAUCCGAUUCUCAACACAAAGAGCCUUUGGUUAAUGGUUUCAUUUCUCAACAGGAUAAACAAUCAGAAAAAAUAUAUUAUAUUGUUAAACUGAAGAAAAGAUUAAAAAACUGUGAGUAUCUGCAAUCUCUAUCCAAUUUACAAAUAAUUAUUUCUAUUGUUGCUAGUGUUUUAUCUCUUGCAACUGGUGUUUGGCUUUUGAUCUUAGAAAAGAAUAGCAUGGAAUCAAAAAUUAGAGAUACUAUUUCGACUUCAGUUUUUGGAACAGGAAGUAUUGUAACUCUUUUAACGAGUCUGGUAUCUCUCAAGAACGUUCUUAGUGAAAAAAAAUUUGAUGCUUUAGAUGAAAUAUAUAAAUUAUAUUGUAAUGAAGAUGAAAAAAUUGCAAAGC
Messenger RNA from Racocetra persica, 544 nucleotides. The record is from the annotation of a GenBank genome assembly. Lineage: Eukaryota; Fungi; Glomeromycota; Glomeromycetes; Diversisporales; Gigasporaceae.